UGUACACAAAGUACGUUUUCGCUCCAUAAGAUGCACAUAGGUUUUAGAGGAAGAAAACAAGAAAAAAAAUAUUCUGAACCAAUGGACUGCAGACAUAGUACAGGAAUUGACCAGAGACUGCAGACAGUACAGGAGAUGACCAGAGACUGCGGACACAGUACAAGGGAUGACCAGAGACCGCGGACACAGUACAGGAGAUGACCAGAGACUGCGGCCAUAGUACAGGACAUGACCAGAGACCGCGGCCACGGUACAGGACAUGACCAGAGACCGCGGCCACGGUACAGGACAUGACCAGAGACCGCGGCCACGGUACAGGACAUGACCAGAGACCGCGGCCACGGUACAGGACAUGACCAGAGACCGCGGCCACGGUACAGGACAUGACCAGAGACCGCGGCCA
Messenger RNA from Staurois parvus, 403 nucleotides. The record is from the annotation of a GenBank genome assembly. Lineage: Eukaryota; Metazoa; Chordata; Amphibia; Anura; Ranidae.